Eurypyga helias (sunbittern) is the source of this 2373-nucleotide messenger RNA. RefSeq names its product tripartite motif containing 37 (gene TRIM37). Lineage: Eukaryota; Metazoa; Chordata; Aves; Eurypygiformes; Eurypygidae. The transcript is spliced from 19 exons. Gene Ontology annotation, cellular component: peroxisome; aggresome. The annotation marks the transcript as partial. Gene Ontology annotation, molecular function: ubiquitin protein ligase binding; zinc ion binding; tumor necrosis factor receptor binding. The record is from RefSeq and is a predicted model, not a curated record. Gene Ontology annotation, biological process: negative regulation of centriole replication; protein autoubiquitination.
GCAUUGCUGAAGUAUUCCGAUGUUUUAUUUGUAUGGAGAAAUUGCGUGAUGCACGUCUGUGUCCUCAUUGUUCCAAGCUGUGCUGUUUCAGCUGUAUUCGGCGUUGGCUGACUGAACAAAGAGCUCAGUGCCCUCAUUGUAGAGCCCCGCUGCAGCUCCGAGAGCUCGUGAACUGUCGGUGGGCAGAAGAGGUCACGCAACAGCUUGAUACGCUUCAACUGUGCAAUCUCACAAAGCAUGAAGAAAACGAAAAAGACAAGUGUGAAAAUCAUCAUGAAAAGCUCAGUGUUUUCUGCUGGACCUGUAAGAAAUGUAUCUGCCACCAGUGUGCGCUUUGGGGAGGAAUGCACGGAGGACACACUUUUAAGCCACUGGCAGAAAUCUAUGAGCAGCACGUCACAAAAGUAAAUGAAGAAGUGGCAAAGCUUAGGAGAAGACUCAUGGAAUUGAUCAGUUUGGUGCAAGAAGUGGAGAGGAACGUGGAGGCAGUGCGUAGCGCCAAGGAUGAACGAGUUCGGGAAAUCAGGAAUGCAGUGGAGAUGAUGAUUGCCCGGUUAGACACUCAGCUGAAGAAUAAGCUUAUCACAUUAAUGGGUCAAAAGACAUCGCUUACUCAAGAAACUGAACUUCUGGAAUCCCUGCUUCAGGAAGUGGAACAUCAGUUACGAUCCUGCAGUAAGAGUGAGUUGAUAUCCAAAAGUUCAGAGAUCCUGAUGAUGUUCCAGCAGGUUCAUCGGAAGCCUAUGGCCUCAUUUGUCACUACUCCUGUCCCCCCAGACUUCACAAGUGAAUUGGUUCCAGCCUAUGACUCCACUACAUUUGUCUUGGAAAACUUCAGCACAUUGCGUCAGCGAGCAGAUCCCGUUUACAGUCCCCCUCUUCAAGUGUCAGGACUUUGCUGGCGGUUGAAAGUUUAUCCAGAUGGAAAUGGAGUAGUACGGGGCUACUACCUGUCUGUGUUCUUGGAGCUGUCAGCUGGAUUGCCGGAGACAUCCAAGUAUGAGUACCGUGUGGAAAUGGUUCACCAGUCCACCAACGAUCCCAGUAAAAACAUCAUUCGAGAGUUUGCCUCUGAUUUUGAAGUUGGAGAAUGCUGGGGUUACAACAGGUUCUUCCGUUUGGACUUGCUAGCCAACGAAGGCUAUUUAAACAGGCAAAAUGACACUGUAAUCCUAAGGUUCCAAGUGCGUUCUCCAACCUUCUUCCAGAAGUGCAGAGAUCAACACUGGUACAUUGCUCAGUUGGAAGCUGCUCAGACAAGUUAUAUCCAACAAAUAAAUAACCUGAAAGAAAGACUUGCGAUUGAACUUUCACGGACUCAGAAAUCGCGAGGCGUUUCACCCCCAGACACUCAUCUUAGUCCCCAGAAUGAUGAUGGCCCAGAAACAAGAUCAAAGAAAUCUGGACAGAGCACCGAAGUACUGCUGGAGAAUGUUGCCGCUCCAGGAUUAGUGCGAGAUAGCGAGGAAGAGAAAAUCCAGCAUGAAGACUUUAAUCACGAUCUCUCCGAUGGUGACCUGGAUAUAGAUCUUGCUGGAGAAGAUGAGGUGAACCAUCUUGAUGGUAGCAGCUCUUCAGCUAGUUCCACAGCAACUAGUAACACCGAAGAAAAUGAUAUUGAUGAAGAAACUAUGUCUGGAGAAAAUGACGUGGAAUAUAGCAGUAAUAUGGAGCUGGAAGAAGGAGAUCUCAUGGAGGAUGCAGCAGCUGCUGCUACUCCUGGAGCAUCAGGUACCAGCCACAGCUACACCAGCGCCAGAGGAAGACCUUCAAGGCGUGGAGGAAGUGCCCUCGGGUCAACAGCCAGUAGCAGUUUACUAGACAUAGAUCCCUUAAUUUUAAUCCACUUGCUGGAUCUGAAAGACAGAAAUGGCAUGGAAAACCUCUGGGGCCUUCAGCCACGUCCAACUGCCUCUCUUCUGCAGAACAGAGCAUCAUCCUAUUCUCUGAAAGAGCGAGAUCAGCGGAGGCACCAGGCCAUGUGGCGUGUGCCACCUGACUUGAAGAUGCUGAAAAGGCUUAAAACUCAGAUGGCUGAAGUUCGCAGCAAAAUGUCUGAUGUGAAAAACCAGCUCUCGGAAGUGAGAGGCAGCAGUGCUGGCUCGUGUGAUGGACAACCCAGCUUCUUCUCCAUUGAGCAGGGGGCUUUAGCUGCCUGUGGAACAGAAAGCUGCAGUAAGCUGCAAGAAAUAGGAAUGGAACUACUGACAAAGUCUUCAGUUACCAGUUGCUACAUACGGAACCCUGGCGGAAAGAAAAGUAAUUCACCCAAACCCGUCCGCCCUGGAGCAGCAGGCAGCCUGUCUUUACGGAGAGCUAUGGACUGUGGCGACAGCAGCCUUCGCUUGAAGGGCGACAGUCAGGCUUCUGAAG